Molecule: messenger RNA, 384 nt
Organism: Echinostoma caproni
Lineage: Eukaryota; Metazoa; Platyhelminthes; Trematoda; Plagiorchiida; Echinostomatidae
Source: the annotation of a GenBank genome assembly
AUGAAUGUAGCCUCACCGAAGCAUCCAAACACUCCAACUAUCAAACUGGAUGAUCAUUCCCUCAAACAGUUAUUUACGCACAAUCCUGAAUUAGAUCGUCGAGUGGACUACUUUGAUAUCCGCUCGACUGUCGUUAAACAGAAUAUCCUCCCCGAAGGGGUCGACUAUGUUCGCGAAUCCACACGUCGUCUACCUCAAAAGGUCUUCGCUGACAAUCCAUUCCCCGACCCCAUCAAGGAAUUCGGUUUCGUCGUCCCCGAAGUUGUUCCUCGUGGCCGUCUGACAAUGCGUCAAGCCGUGGAUUUAGUCAAAGCUUUUCAGACCAAAGCUGCUACUGUGGAACAGUUGGCUGAAACUUACCAUAUUGACCUGGCUAAGGUAUGA